Molecule: messenger RNA, 2265 nt
Organism: Closterium sp. Naga37s-1
Lineage: Eukaryota; Viridiplantae; Streptophyta; Zygnematophyceae; Desmidiales; Closteriaceae
Source: the annotation of a GenBank genome assembly
AUGCGCCUUGUAACGCGUAAUGGCGGGUCAUCCGGAGGCGCAAGUUUGCCGGACGGCCCGCCGCCUUUUCGGUGCUACUCCCCGCGGAUUCUGCAUGUUUUCGCGCAGCGGAGAAAUGACGCUGCAGUUCCACCUGUUCCCGCGCAACGGCGCGAUGACGUGGCGGUUCUGCCCGUUCUCGCGCAGGGAAAUGACGCGGAGCUUUUGCUUGAUACCGCGCAAGCGGAAGGGGUUCCGCGGGUCGGGGGAGAAGCGGUUAAGGAUGAGCAGGGGGAAGGGGGGAAGAAGCGGGAUGUGGCGGAAGCAGGGGGAUGCCGCGGGGAGGGCGGCGGGGCAGGUGGCGGGGAGGGUGGCGGGGCGAGGCUAUGGGGCGGUGAGACUGAGGGAGUGAUGAUGGGGGUGCUUGGCGGUGGGAUGGGGGAUGGUCGCAUGGGGGUUUGCGGGAUAGAGGGAGGAAGAGGAUGCGCGGAAGGGUUACACGCGGGGGGGAAAGAGGUGGUUGAAGGGCAAGAUGUGGGGGAGGGGGGAGAGGUGGGGGAGGGGGGAGAGGUGGGGGAGGGGGAAGAGGUGGGGGAGGGGGGAGAGGUGGGGGAGGGGGGAGAGGUCGGGGAGGGGGAAGAGGUGAAUGAAGAUGGGGAUGGGGAGGAGUAUGAAGUGGUGUGUGUGGGGGAGUGUGUAGGAGAGUGUGGGUUGGAGUGUGUGUGGGAGUGUGGGAGGGAGAGUGAGGGGGAGCGUGGGAGAGAGUGUGAGGAAGAAGAGGAGGAGGAUGAUGAUGUGGUGGAAAUUCCAAUAGGGGACAAUAGGUGGCGGGAUAUUAACGAGUUAUCUGGUGAAAGUGGGAAGGAGAAGGAAGAGUUGACGAGGGAGGAAAGGGAAGAGGGAAAAGGGAGAGAGAAGGGGAAAAGAACGGUGGAGAAGGAGAGAGGGGAGGGGAAGAAGAAGCAGAGGGAGGAGGAGAGGGAGAGGGAGGAAGAGAGAGGGGAGGCGGGGCGUGAGAAGCGCUAUGUGUGCAAAGAGUUGCCGGCUCCUUCCCUCCCCUCUUGCCGCCUGCCCCUCUUGCCGCCUGCUCCGUUGCCCGUUCUGCAGCAAAGGCCGCGUGUGGGUUGCCUCAAGGCCUUCAACUCACUUUUGCCACUAACGGCCUGCCCCUCUGCCCACGAUUGCGCCCCGUCUUCCCCUCUUACCGCCUGCCCCUUUGCCCAUUCUGCAGCAGCGCUCGUUCGUGUGCCCGCGUCUCCCGUGCCCGCACCAUCCGCACUGCACCCGAGCAUUCAAGCACCAAGACGCCCUGCUCCCGUGCCCUCAUCAUCCGCACUGCACCCGAGCAUUCAAGCACCAAGACGCCCUGCUCCCAUGCCCUCAUCAUCCGCACUGCUCCCGAACAUUCAAGCACUGAGACGCCCUGGUGUGCCAUGUGAGGACGGAGGAUUUGCAGCUCAAUCGAUGGUUCUUGUAUUUCCUUCCUCUCCCUGCUGCCUUCCCCACCCCCACCCAACCAAUCACCAGCUCCUGUGCCCUCAUAACCCCCAUUGUCCCCGAUCAUUCAAGCACCGAGAUGCCCUGGUGUGCCAUGUACGGAUCGAACACUGCGGGGAAUGGGGGAGAGGGGAGAGGCUGCAGCAUGCUUUGGGGCAGCACUGGGAGGAGGGGGGAAGUGGGAAGAAGCUGAAGCAUGGAGCAGCAGAGCAGGGAGCAGCAAAUCAGGAAGCAGCAACUCAAUCACUGCGUGCGAAGGAGGGCAGCAUAACAGGAGCAGCGGUGCAAAUUCACGGGAAGAGCAGAGAUGGUGGAGGAGGGAGGGCGGCAGAGCAAGGAGCAGCAGAGCAGGAAGCAGCAACUCAAUCCCUGCGUGUGAAGGAGGGCAGCAUAAUAGGAGCAGCGGUGAAAAUUCACGGGGAGAGCAGUGAUGGUGGAGGAGGGAGGGCGGCAGAGCAGAAAGCAGCAACUCACUCCCUGUGUGUGAAGGAGGGCAGCAUAAUAGGAGCAGCGGUGAAAAUUCACGGGGAGAGCAGUGAUGGUGGAGGAGGGAGGGCGGCAGAGGUACUGAUCCGUGCAGAGCUGCAGAGGCCGGUCGUUCGUGGUGCUUCUCUCCUCUUCAACCUGCAUGUGUUUCCAGAAGACUACCAGUUACAGAGGCACCUGAUCGCUCCUGCCCAUCUGCAGAGCAUCCAUGCCCUCAUCCCCACUGCCCUCGGGCAUUCACGCGUCGAGAUCACAUGGUGCGUCAUGCAAGAGCGCUGCAUAGGGGGAGUGGGUGUGGGUUAA